Saccostrea cuccullata (small rock oyster) is the source of this 620-nucleotide messenger RNA. RefSeq names its product ventral anterior homeobox 1-like. The record is from RefSeq and is a predicted model, not a curated record. Gene Ontology annotation, biological process: regulation of transcription by RNA polymerase II; brain development; central nervous system development. The transcript is spliced from 3 exons. Gene Ontology annotation, cellular component: nucleus. Gene Ontology annotation, molecular function: DNA-binding transcription factor activity, RNA polymerase II-specific; RNA polymerase II cis-regulatory region sequence-specific DNA binding. NCBI's taxonomy places the organism in Eukaryota, Metazoa, Mollusca, Bivalvia, Ostreida, Ostreidae. Bases 105 to 620 code for a protein of 171 amino acids.
UGCAAGAUUUCCAUUGCAAAAUAUUGUUUUAUAAAAUGCUUUCUAUAUCACUAUAAAUUAAUAUUUGUGUGACUGUUAUAUCCUACCCAGUAAAGCAUAUAGUUAUGGAAUGCAACAGAGUACCAAAUCUGAACUCAUACAAUUACAUAAGAGAAGGGAGCCGCAUAGAAGCAAAUACAACCGACAACAGUCCUUCAAAAUAUCCAGAAUACUGUAAAACAAUCAAAGUCCAAGAUUCUCAUGGUGGCGUGAAGGAACUGGUCUUCCCUAAGGCCUUGGAUUUGGAUCGUCCAAAGCGGGCCAGAACAACGUUUUCUCCAGAACAACUGUUCCAGCUAGAGAAAGAAUUUCAGAGAAACCAAUACUUGGUUGGAAAGGAAAGAACACAACUUGCCAAACAGCUCAAGUUGUCAGAGACUCAGGUAAAAGUAUGGUUUCAGAACAGACGGACCAAGUAUAAAAGGGACAGAUCACGAGACAAUGAAACAGCUGAUUCAAAAUCUGAAAGUUUAGCAGCAUGCAAUAUAUUAAGACUGUUACAAAAUCAAGUUCCAAGGCCUAAUUGCACGAGUUACCUUCCACCAUAUCCCUACUCAUUUUCUGGAUAUAGUGCCUCGUGA